This is a messenger RNA of Coffea eugenioides, 1852 nucleotides long. RefSeq names its product phosphatidylinositol transfer protein 3. Lineage: Eukaryota; Viridiplantae; Streptophyta; Magnoliopsida; Gentianales; Rubiaceae. Gene Ontology annotation, molecular function: phosphatidylinositol transfer activity. Bases 381 to 1376 code for a protein of 331 amino acids. The transcript is spliced from 6 exons. The record is from RefSeq and is a predicted model, not a curated record.
UUGAAAAUUUCUGACCUUGUCUUAAAGGCAAAGCGAAAUAGUCUGUGUUUGUAGUUUUCCAGUUUUGCUCACAUGGUGUGCACGCCAAAUAUGACAUUACCAUCAACCCAAAUAUACAUUUAGAAUCGUCAAAUACAAUGUCAACAACCCAUCAGGAAUCUCUCCAUUCUAACUUCUAACCAUACUCCUCUGCUCAGUUGACCCCCUUUGGCCUCUUUCAUCCGUUCUUGGCAGUCUGGACAUCAAUCUUGAUUCUUCCCAAGAGGCUGAUCAAGCAGCACCAAGUGAUAUAGUUCUUUAUUCCAGGUCAGUGAUUUCUUCUUGAAGGAGGGAGUGAGUGAGUUACAAUCAUUUCAAACAACUAGACAACUUUUCAGAUUAUGAGUUCAGGGACAAAAACUGCCACUUCCAAUGGCAUUGAGAUCUCUGUGUUUCCAGAAGCAGAAAAGGAAAAGAUUAAUGAGGUAAGAAGGUUGAUUGGGCCACUCUCAGGCAAAUUGGCCCUUUUCUGUUCUGAUGCAUGCAUAGCAAGAUAUCUAAGGGCACGCAAUUGGAAUGUCAAGAAGGCUGUUAAAAUGCUUAAAGCAUCCUUGAAAUGGAGACGUGAAUACAAGCCUGAAGAGAUUCGAUGGGAGGAUGUUGCCCAUGAAGCAGAAACAGGAAAAAUAUACAGAUCAAAUUACAAAGACAAGCUAGGGAGGACAGUUCUUGUCAUGAGACCCAGAUGCCAAAACUCCAAGUCAAUCAAAGGCCAAAUCAAGUAUCUGGUUUAUUGCAUGGAGAAUGCUAUUGUAAAUCUUCCCGAAAACCAAGAACAGAUGGUCUGGUUGAUUGACUUUCAUGGCUUCAACAUGUCACAUAUCUCCAUCAAGGUGACAAAGGAGACUGCUCAUGUCUUGCAAGAGCAUUAUCCGGAGAGGCUGGGUAUGGCAGUGCUUUAUGAUGCACCCAAGAUAUUUGAGCCAUUUUGGAAGGUAGUGAAGCCUUUUUUGGAGCCCAAGACUGCCAACAAAGUGAAAUUUGUAUAUUCAGAUGACUCUAACGCCAAGAAGAUACUGGAGGAGUUGUUUGACAUGGAUCAGCUGGAGCCAGCAUUUGGAGGGAAACAGGGUGAAGAUUUUGACAUAAGUAAAUACUCGGAGAGGAUGAAGGAAGAUGAUAAGAAGGUGCCCUUGUUCUGGAAGACAGAAGGAGAUCCUGCUAUAGCCUCCCUGCCAGUCCCAGCCUUGGAUGCCAGUACUUUAGAGUCAGAUUCUGAUACUUCGGAUGGGAAAGCAGAUGGAUCAUCUCAUGAAGCUGAUACAGACGAUUUCCCCACUGAUAAUCCCUUGCCAGCAACUAAAGACCAUGGCAAUGGAGAGAAUGAUACCGAAUAAGUUGGAAGAACAAAGAACUUGGGAACACCCACUCAUUUCGCUGCUACCUGCAUAAAUACACAUUUUGCUAACAGUUCCAAUGACUGUGGCAUUUGGAAAAUCACGUUGCAGAGUUCAGAAUGUUCUUCAGGCACUCCAGACACCCUUUUUCCUCUACGAGAGAGACUGAGAAGAACUUCUGUAUGUGAUUGACUUCAUUAUAGGCCAACAUAAAGCAUGUCUGAGAACACGAGGAGAAGCUAAUGAUAUUCAUGUUUCAAUUGAGACUAAUAAAACUAACUUGGGACAAAAUCAAUGUUUGCUGACUUUCCAAGCUUUGAUUAGAUAACCCUGAUGAAUGGUGAAGACUGGCUUGCUUAUUGCAGGUGAAUUUGGUGAUAGUAGCAGGAAGUUAGCAUCUUUAGACUUCAAAUCACCGGGGGCAUUCCAACUUCAUCUUUCAUACAGUGAAAUGACAACUCUGUCCUUCCGAACCA